Molecule: messenger RNA, 1776 nt
Organism: Volvox carteri f. nagariensis
Lineage: Eukaryota; Viridiplantae; Chlorophyta; Chlorophyceae; Chlamydomonadales; Volvocaceae
Exons: 12
Coding region: 1-1776 (591 amino acids)
Biological process (GO): response to antibiotic
Source: RefSeq, a predicted model, not a curated record
AUGCCUACGUUAACAGGCGCCACGUACCCACUCUCCGCCUCCGUCUGCUCUCUCUUUCUUCAUAGAGGCUUACUGAGCUUCAAAUUUUGUGACUUCGAGAUCCAGACAGCUCAGCAAAUGACCCCGGUCUCGGUGUCCCAACCAGCUGCUCAGCCGUCCUUCAACCCCGCGACCUCCAAGCCGCCGCCGCCGCCGCCGCCGCCGCCCGCCAGCAGCGCGCCAGCAGCACCGUCGCCACCGCUGCCGCCCUCGCACCAGGCGACCAUGCAGACCAGCCGCCGACGCGGCCGCAGCGCCGCCCCGGCCGGACCCCCCCUGGACGAACCCGCAGCUCUCGACUCCAUCCGCCGCCACGCCAUCACCGCCGUCAACCGUCCAGAGCUCAACCGACGGAUCUUAGACGCCAUUCCUGCCACCGCGCGCUUCGUGCUAAUCGGGGAGGCAUCGCACGGCACCAAAGAGUUUUACGACCGGCGAUUUCCCCGCUGGAUGUGGCACAACCGCUCCGUGGAGAAAUUCGUUGAAUGGCUCCGAAACCACAACCUGAAUGUCGUACGACCAGGCGCGGACAGUUCCAAGGACGUGAUUGCGGCGGCUCGGCGGUGCGGGUUUUACGGCAUGGACGUGUAUUCUUUGCACAGCUCUGCCGACGCGGUGCUGGGAUAUCUUCGCCAGACUGACCCCCAGGCGGCUCGAGUGGUGGAGGCCAGGUACCGCUGCUUCGACAGGUACGGCGCUGACGCACAGAGCUACGGCCUGGCAACAUCCAUCUUCCAUAAGGCUAGCUGCGAGGAGUCCGUCAAUCGGGCGCUGUACGACAUCCGCCGCAGGGUUGAGUCGUACAGGGCGGCCCCUGAUGGCCCUGCCUCCCAGGAGGAUGCCCUGGCGGUGGAGGCCAAUGCCAUGGUGGUAUCGGGAGCUGAGGCCUACUACCGGAAUAUGUUCACCCGGGACGAGAUCACCUGGAACCUCCGCGACACGCAUUUCUUUAAUACGACACAGCUGGUGGAGAAGCACCUCGCCAGGCUGCAGCAGGCGGCGGCGGCGGAGGCGGCAGCGGAGGCGGACGGCGGUACGGCAGCAGCGACGCCGCCGCAGCCAAAGAUGGUUCUGUGGGCGCACAACAGCCACCUGGGAGAUGCCCGAUAUACCGACGCGGGCUGGCGGAGAAGCCAGCUCAAUAUCGGACAGCUGGUACGGCAGGAGUACGGCGAUCAGGCUGUGUCAAUCGGCUUCACGACCCACACCGGGCGCGUGACAGCCGCAGACGAGUGGGGUGAGGCCGCGAGGCACAUGAAGGUCCGGCCCUCCCUUCCCGGCUCCUACGAGCACCUGAUGCAUGCCGCGGUGUUCGGGAGUAGCAGUAGCGGCGGCGGCGGCGGCGGCGGCGGCCGAGGAGGAGGGGGAGGGGGCGGGGGAGGGGGACGGAAGGAACACCAGUGCCAGGACCAGCAUCAGGAGGGAGGAGGGGGAGGAGGAGGCGGCAUGGGAGGAGGAUUGCCGCCCGUGUUCGCGCUCAACCUCCGCAAUGAGGAGCUUGCGGAGCGGCUGCAGGGCCCUCUGCUAGAACGCGCCAUCGGUGUCAUCUACCGCCCGGACACGGAGCUUCAGUCGCACUACUUCGAGGCGGUGUUGCCCCGCCAAUUCAAUAUCCUUAUUCACGAGGACGCCACGCGGGCUGUGGUCCCCAUCGAGCCCGGUGACGAGUGGGCUCUGGAUACCGGGCUGGAGGUGACCCACGGGGACAUGCCGGAGCUGUGGCCCAGCGGCGUGUGA